AUGGAGAAUUUGAAUUUGAAGAGUAGUAGGGUUCAACUGUUGUUCAACAAAAAUUUGAUUGCGGCUCAAGAAAUCCAACCAUUCUCACUGACCAAAACCGAGGCAAGGUUAGAGCCCAUCCAUCUCAUCUCUCUUAUUCCCAAUAGUCUUCCUGUGAAAGAUGAGAUGGAGCUUCAGAGACAGGUGGAGAACAACAAGGUGGUAUAUGAGGUUGAAGGAACUUUCAAAGUCAAAGCUUACUUUGGGUUCCUUCACUUCUCAUCUACUUUGGUAGGGCGUUGUGUCAUUGAGAUGGUCAGUCCUCCAACCCGGAGUACUCCUUUCUAUUUGAACCUUGUGGUUUUAUGUAUGUUUGAUAUUUGA
This is a messenger RNA of Microthlaspi erraticum, 363 nucleotides long. NCBI's taxonomy places the organism in Eukaryota, Viridiplantae, Streptophyta, Magnoliopsida, Brassicales, Brassicaceae. The record is from the annotation of a GenBank genome assembly.